AUGUUUUAGAUCAAUAAGACAAGUUUUUUAAUACUUAAUCAUGAUUAUUAGCCGUCAUUUUUAUUGAGCUUUGCACUCUACUAACCUUAUAAAUAUAGGUUUGUAUUUUGAUAUUUACUUACUAAGAUAAAAGUCACAUUAUUUCCAGGUUUUGAGGAGAGUUCAUCAAGAAAAUUUUAUUCAUUAUCAAUGAUGAAGAAAAGGUUGGAGGGUAAGGUGGCAAUAAUAACGGGUGCGGCGAGUGGAAUAGGCGAAGAGACGGUGAAAUUAUUCGUCAAAAAUGGAGCAUAUGUUAUUGCAGCAGAUAUUCAAGAUGAAUUAGGUCAUAAAGUUGCAGAUUCAUUAGGUUUAGAUAAAGUUACGUAUCAUCAUUGUGAUGUGAGAGACGAAAAGCACGUUGAGGAAACGGUUAACUUUGCGUUGGAAAAACACGGUCGCGUUGAUAUUUUGUUUAGUAAUGCAGGGAUAAUAGGCUCGUUGUCCGGAAUACUUGAGCUCGAUCUGGGCGAGUUUGAGAAAACUAUGGCUACAAAUGUUGUUGGAACAGCUGCUAUGAUUAAGCACGCGGCGCGUGCGAUGGUUGAGAGAAAGAUCCGCGGAUCGAUUAUAUGUACUACUAGUGUUUCUGCUUCUGUUGGUGGAACAGGUCCUAAUGGUUACACUACAUCGAAACAUGCUGUGUUAGGACUUGUGAAAUCUGCUUGUAGUGAGCUUGGUGGUUAUGGAAUCAGGGUUAAUAGUAUUUCGCCUUAUGGAAUUGCGACGCCGCUUUCGUGUAGAGCUUACAAUCUUGAACCUCAUGAGGUUGAAGCUAGUACUUAUUCUAAUGCUAAUUUGAAGGGUGUUGUGUUGAAGGCUAAGCAUAUUGCAGAAGCAGCUUUGUUUCUUGCUUCUGAUGAAGCUGUUUAUAUCAGUGGUCAUAACUUGGUUGUUGAUGGUGGCGUAUCGGUCGUUCGUAAUACUACGUGAGAGCAUGUUUGAAUUGACAGUGAAUUUAUCAGAUCACCACGAAUUAUU
Molecule: messenger RNA, 1017 nt
Organism: Vicia villosa (hairy vetch)
Lineage: Eukaryota; Viridiplantae; Streptophyta; Magnoliopsida; Fabales; Fabaceae
Product: short-chain dehydrogenase reductase 3b-like
Exons: 2
Coding region: 190-969 (259 amino acids)
Source: RefSeq, a predicted model, not a curated record